This is a messenger RNA of Thyridium curvatum, 1035 nucleotides long. RefSeq lists its product as uncharacterized. The transcript has a single exon. Lineage: Eukaryota; Fungi; Ascomycota; Sordariomycetes; Thyridiales; Thyridiaceae. The record is from RefSeq and is a predicted model, not a curated record. Bases 1 to 1035 code for a protein of 344 amino acids.
AUGUCUUCCACGCGGUGGGCAGCUCCCGCGGACGAAGCAGAUCGGGUAUGGCACGAGCCUGAAGUGAUUAUUUACAAUCUCAUAGUAUACCCGGAAGUCUCCUCCUCUGCCAUAGCUUACGAUGUUGCAAAUCGCAAAUGGUACGAACUCAACCUUGACACUAUCGUCCGAGAUGAGGAUUGGAUGGACGCUGUGAUUACAAAACAUAUCUCGGACUACCAUGCACAUCAUGGCACGCUGCCAGACUUCAAUGUCAUCAAUACCACCCGCGAGGGCACCCCGACGACCUUUGAGAAGAAGCCCAACGAGCAUGUGGCUCGGAGAAUCGAAGGCAAUGUUCAUUACGGCAGAGGGCCUUCAGAUAUUCUCCCAACGACGACUUUUGAACAGGUCAAACAGAAGCUAUAUCUAAAUCGCGGGAUUGAUCGCUGCGUCUGGAACGGUGCGGAUUGUAUUUUCAAGAGGAUUGAGUUUGUUGAGGAUUUGGAGGCCAUCGAGAGGGAAAUCAAAACAAGAGAAGCACUACUGGCCGCGUCAGAGCCACCGGGCACCUCCAUCGAACUUCGCUUUCACGUGCUGCCUAUCCUCGCGGUCGUCAACAAACACUCCGAAACAGACGAGGUUCUAGGGAUCAUAAUGCCCUACGGUGGCCAGAGCCUGGAGAGCCUGGCAGGAGGCUAUCAGUACGGUAUGGGGGCUGACCCAGAGGAAGGCCUGCCUCCGAAGCCAUGGCCGAGCCUUCCUAUCGCGGAAGAGCAGAUUAUCGACCUGCUCAGAGGCGUCCGCGAGCUGGCAAAGGCUGGAGUUGUCCACGGCGAUGUCAACGAUCGAAAUACGCUGCUCACGCCGGACAAUCGUCUCGUCCUCGUCGAUAUGGGAGAGGUUGCGCCGGACUAUGUCAGCGAUGUCCAUGCUCUCGGGCGCAUGAUGCUUUGGGCCUUGGAGAUGGUGUCAUGGACGACGCCGGGAGCCGAGGAUCGAGUGCGGCAGAUUGCUACGCAGUUACUGGCAGAAACUGGAGGCAUGCCGGAAUGA